Messenger RNA from Astrephomene gubernaculifera, 2559 nucleotides. NCBI's taxonomy places the organism in Eukaryota, Viridiplantae, Chlorophyta, Chlorophyceae, Chlamydomonadales, Astrephomenaceae. The record is from the annotation of a GenBank genome assembly.
AGCCGAACUCCUUUAUGUUAGGAGUUUGCCGCACAGCUUCCCUUCCGCCUUAGGCGUUCUUACCUGCCCUUCCUCCCCUCGAACUUAGCCCUUUUACCUAGCAGUUAAGGACCUACGAGCUUAUUCUAUACAAAUUGAUACCGUCGCGCUCAUGCUGGUACUGACAUAGUACUAACGGAAAAAGCCGGGACCCAGGGGCGCCAUGAGCCAGCGCCCGAAGAGAGACCGCGCCCAGCGCCAGUAUUAUGACGAAAAUUCGGAGAACCUGGACCCCUAUGACGAGCUGGGUGAAGACGAUGGAGACGGCCGACUAGGCCGUUCCCAGCCCGCCCGCGGUCACACCGCUGGUCCAAGCCAGGGCCCCGCAGCAUCAAACAAACGACCACGCCGCGCUGUUCAGGUUAAAAGGGAGCCAGGUAGAGAGGAAACCGACGAAGACGAUGACCACCAAGACGCCAUGGAUGAGGAAAAUGACGACGAUUUCAUCGGGGAUUCUGACGAUGAGGACGAUGGUGCAAGGCACCGUGGGAAAAGCGCUGCCAGGGGUGCUGCCAGCCGCGGCCGGGGCGGCCGCGGCGUCAACGCAGGCAGCAGUCGGCGAGGCCGGGGCCGCGGCCGGGGCGGUGGCGCAGCAGCAGCAGCCCCUGCAGCGGACGAGGGCAGCAGCGAUAGCGAGGUGAUUGUCAUCUCAGACAGCGAUGACAGUGCUGGAGCCCAGGCCCCCAACACCCAGGCACCCAACUCCCAAGUCCCCAACUCCCAGGCUGCUCGUACCAGCAACGGUGGCGGCGCCGGUGGGCGCGGGCGGGGUGGAGGCAGCAGCGGCCGAGGUCGGGGCCGUGGCAGGGGCCGGGGUUUCGGAGGCGGCGCCGCCAGCCAGCCUCCGGAGCAAGAUGGUGAUUACGAGAACGCUGACGGAGGCGGCGAGGAGGGCGCGGGGAUGCCAGGGGGCAGCUUGGGUGGCGGAGGCGACGCUGCUGCUGCGGCGGCGGCGGAGCCGGUACGACGGCGGCGGUCGUACGUGCCACCACCGGUGCCGCUGACGGUUAAUGCGGAGGAGUUGGCGAGCAUGCGUAGGCUGAUCAAGCGCUACCGAGAUGAGUGGGAGGCGGCCAGGGAGCGGUGCGACGUAUGGGACAGCCUCUCGGAUGCGGACCAGGAGGAGAUGGCGCGGGUGGUGGUGCGCUACAUGCUGUUCGCCGCGCGCGCUCGGCCCCGCCAGCCGGUUGCUAGGGCCAAGCUGACGGAGGCCUUCAAGAAAGCGAUGGCAAAUAACAAGCACUAUCGCAAGCUUGGCCCCGUGUGGCUUCCCUGGGCCCGAUACAUGGCCAUCAGCAAGCUAGGGUACGACAUAGCCGAAGUAAACCGACCCAAACCCGGAGCCCUCGACCCGGCAGCCGCCGCCGCAGCAGCAGCAGCCGCAGGGGCGGCCGCCGGACCCUCCUCCGCAGCCGCCGCCGGUGCAUCCUCUGCAGCAGCGGCUGCGGCGGCCUCCGCAGCUGUGGCGGAGGGGUCGCAGUACUUUCUGUUGCGUACGGCACUGCCAACGGCAUUGCGGUUGGAGUUCGUUGGGUCGGAUACGGAGGGUGAAGGCGAGGGGCUGCUGGUGGUGGUGCUGGCGCUCAUACUGUCAAAUGGCGGCAAGAUGGAUGAAGACAUGCUGCGGCGGCUGCUGGUGCAGCUGGGCUGGGCUCCCGACUGCGGCGAGGCGCAUCCGCGGCUGGGCGGGCUGGAGGAGGCGCUCAAGCGCUGGCAGGAGCAGCGAUAUGUGCUGGCGGACAAGCGGGCAGCCGAUGGUUCCUCCGUGCUCACCUGGGGCGAGGCGGCGCACUCGGAGAUUGGCGUGCAGGGCGUCACACGCCUCAUGGACACGCUUUACGACGGCCUGGAACGGAAGACAGCAGCAUCAGCGGCUGAUGGCGACGGAGAGGCUGGGGAUGGGGACGCGGGGGCGGGGGCAGGGCCUAGCAGCGGGCGGUGAGAGAUGCGGCCCUCGCGGUAGAGGCAGGAGCCACCCACCAGCGCCGCUUCUGCUGUCGACGCCGUCGCUGCGCUGCCGUUGCUUUUACGGUACUGUCGACGCGUUGGGUUAGACGGGCGGAGGUGCCGGUGUGGUACGAGCACAAGUAGGAGACUGGGCGCGGUAGCUGACCCGUGCAUUCCAGAAGAGUCGCAACCAUGCGCGUGCAGGUGUGCAUUGGAGCCGGGUGAACCCUUUGGACAGAGGAAAUGGGAAGUGGGGAGGGAUUGAUACCGGUACGAGGUAGAUGCCAUCUGUUUCGGGGGUCCUUUUUGUUCAGGUGUGAGCGGAAAUAGCGUUGACCAGAGGAGCGUCAGUUGGGUGCUGAUUUUCAAGCAGGAUUACGGCGUUCGUACGGCCUUCGUGACGGCGAAGGAAUUGACUUAUUGGGCUAUAUAACGCCAACAUAAGCGCACAGGUGACGCACCCAAAAGGGUGCUUUGCAGAGACCGAUGCAUUGGUAUGUGAGCCUUUGGAUCUUGGAACCUUGUGUGUCUGGCUGUUGGAUCGACCCGCGGGAGACGGAGCAUAAGAUAGCG